Molecule: messenger RNA, 4120 nt
Organism: Nothoprocta perdicaria
Lineage: Eukaryota; Metazoa; Chordata; Aves; Tinamiformes; Tinamidae
Gene: TTLL4
Product: tubulin tyrosine ligase like 4
Exons: 18
Coding region: 32-3361 (1109 amino acids)
Biological process (GO): microtubule cytoskeleton organization; protein polyglutamylation
Cellular component (GO): cilium
Molecular function (GO): tubulin binding; tubulin-glutamic acid ligase activity
Source: RefSeq, a predicted model, not a curated record
CYGGCGUUUGCCUCCUGGGCUAUGGCUCUACAUGGCCUCUGCAGGGCCCCAGCGCAGUAACCGAGGCCCCAAGCAGGAGAAGAGCUUCAGGUUGGGCUCAGGCAGCCCGCAGGCAGGGAGAGCCCUGCCGCGCCGGGCCUGUCCCCGCGCUCAGCAGCAGGUGAAACCUGUCUGGAACGUAGAAGGGAAGCAUGUGAGUGCUUUCCAGGAUCACAGCCUGCUGCUCUCAGGGAUCAGUCCGCAGCAAUCCAGCUGCUUGCACUCGCCACUGCUAUGCGACGCGCAGCCCGGUGAAAGCGCCUUCCCGAGCCUGCCCCUGGCCCAGCCCUGCCCGGCUCUCGGUGGGAGCACUCUGCUCUUCCGCCGCUUCAGCCUCAGAUCCAAGCCCUACCGGUUUCCUUUCCAAAGCUCCCUGGACACCAGCCCUACCGCAGGAAGGGGCAUGUCCUCCCUGCUCGUGGAGCCCUGCCUGUUGCCUGCACAGGAACGCCCUGGGCCUGAGGCAAAAGGCUCUGCCCUUGGCUCGGGUAAGCAGCCUGCCAGCCCGUACAGACCAGUGCUCAAUAACAACUCCUUCCUACGGCCAAGCAAUACUCAAGUGCCUUUGCCGCAGCCUCCGGAGAUCAAGAAGCUGAAGAACAUCCACAGCUUUCCUGCUGUCUGCUGGCCCCACUCUGGGGAUGGGGGGGACUGUCCCCCCGCGAGCCUUGUGAACAUAGCGGUGAAGAACAGCCUUGCUCCGGAGCAUCCCCUCUCCCUGCUGAGCCCGGUGCCCAGCACUGUGAUCCUCAGGAAGGACUGUUGCUCCUGGCUGCUGGAGGAUGCUGAAGGGCGGCUGCAGAGCGUGGAGGACAAGAGGGCAGAGAGCAAGCUCACGGAGGCUGUGCAGAAGCUUGCUGGGCAGGUCGCUGCGAGCAGCAGCUUCAGGCACGCGGCGCGAAGCUCUCGCCUUACGAACGCGGGCGGUUUGUCCACCAGGAAGAGCCGGUGGGGACAGCACAUUGUAGCCCAGCUCACCCCGAAAGAAAGCAUCGCCCCCCUGAACCUCGAGAUGGGUAGCCAUUGCCUUAAUGGGAACGCGAGCCUUACGGGCGCYGCCGGCGCCCUUGUCUGCACUAAACGGAUCAGUGCCCAUCUCCUGGCCCCGCAGAGCGGCUCCGGCGAGCGCGGCGCUGCCUGCAGGCUGCUCAGCGCCCUCGCCCUGCGCCGCGGGGACCAGGCGGCGAGGGCACAGCCUGCCCACCUUGCUGCCGUCUCUGAGGUCGCGUCGCAGAUAUCCACCAUCCAACUGGAGAAAGAAGGGGACUGCUCCCAGGCUGCGCUUCCGGAAAAACUGGAUGUCACCGCUGAGCAGUCGCCGCCGGAGCUGAGCCAUGCUGAGGUGCUGAGCCAUCCCGACAUGGAUACGGAGGAAGAGCUUCCCGAUGCUUUGGAUGAGAGCUUCAGCCAAGAGGAGGAGGAAGAGGAGAGUGAAUCGGACACUUCUGCUGUUGCUGGUCUGUCUCCCAGCGGCUCAGUGGCUCUUAUUGCCAGGAACUGUGUCAAGUGCCUGACCCCACCAGCUGAGGCUCGGGAGCCGGUGCUCAAACCAGCUCUUGUUUGCAGUUUAUUCCCUAAUGUGCCUCCAACCAUCUACUUCAGUACUCGGGAUGAGAGAGUGGAAAAGCUGCCCUGGAAGCAGAGGAAGCUGUUGCGGUGGAAAAUGAGCACAGUCACGCCAAACAUAGUGAAGCAAACCAUUGGCAGGUCCCACUUCAAAGUCAGCAGGAAAAGCAGUGACUGGCUGGGCUGCUGGGGCCACCACAUGAAAUCAGCCAACUUCCGAGCCAUCAGGGAGCACCAGAAGCUAAACCACUUCCCUGGUUCAUUUCAAAUCGGGAGGAAGGACCGGCUGUGGCGCAACCUGUUGAAGAUGCAGACCCGCUAUGGGAAGAAGGAGUUUAACUUCUUUCCCCAGUCCUUCAUCCUGCCCCAGGACAUAAAGCUGCUGCGGAAGGCGUGGGAGGAGGGAGCUAGUCGCCAGAAAUGGAUCGUGAAGCCACCAGCAUCAGCGAGAGGCAUUGGCAUCCAGGUCAUCCACAAAUGGAGCCAGCUCCCCAAAAAGAGACCGCUGCUGGUGCAGAGAUAUCUGCACAAACCCUACCUCAUUGGCGGGAGCAAGUUUGACCUGAGGAUCUACGUUUAUGUCACUUGCUACGAUCCCCUCAGGGUCUACCUGUUCAAGGACGGAUUGGUUCGCUUUGCUAGCUGCAAGUACUCCUCCUCGAUGAAGAGCCUCAGCAACAAGUUCAUGCACUUGACCAACUACAGUGUGAACAAGAAGAACACGGAGUACAAGUCCAACUCAGAUGAGUCUGCUUGUCAGGGGCACAAAUGGGCUCUCAAAGCACUCUGGAGCUAUCUGACCCAAAAGGGAAUUGAUAGUGAGGCCAUCUGGGAGAAGAUCAAAGACAUCGUUAUUAAAACCAUCAUUGCAUCUGAGACCUAUGUGAACAGCCUGGUGAAGAUGUAUGUGCGGCGCCCGUAUUGCUGCCACGAGCUGUUUGGGUUUGAUAUCAUGCUGGAUGAAAAUCUCAAGCCCUGGAUCUUAGAAGUCAACAUUUCCCCCAGCCUCCACUCAAACACCCCCCUGGACGUGAGCAUCAAGGGCCAGAUGAUCCGGGACGUCCUCAACCUCGCUGGCUUUGUUCUGCCCAGCAUGGACAAGACRGCCACCAGGCCAGGAACUGGAAGCAGCGCUACCUCCAGUGCGGGCAGUGCUGUGAAGGAGAAGUCCAAGUCAGCCUCUGAGUUCUUCACAGUGGAGAAAAUGAAGAGAGCUUUUUACCUGACACAGAAGGACCCUGACGAGGAUUUCUAUUCCUCCAUGCUGGACRCCCUGACCCCGGCUGAUGUUCGUGUCCUGGUGGAGACGGAGGAUGAGUUUUCCCGGCGCGGGCAGUUUGAGCGCGUCUUCCCCACCCACAUCUCCAUGCGCUACCUGCCCUUCUUUGAGCAGCCUCGUUACUUCAACAUCCUGGCCAUCCAGUGGGAGCUCAAAUACUACUUGAAUAAACACAAAGGUCUGGAGCUGUUGAGGGACAGCUGUAUCAAAGGAUACCACACUGGAGCAGGAACAGAUUUGGCCCAGAUGUGGUGCCUGCAGAAGUCUCUGUUCCUCCAGAAAAGCCUCAUUCAGUCAAAUGGCUUCGGCAAGCUGGACCUGGCCAGCCUGGGCGAGUUCCUCCCUUCAGAAGAGGAUGAGGAGGCCCCAAGAAGCGUGGGGCGCCGCCGCGCRCAGAGUUUACCUCUCGACAAGUGCACUGGUGAAGCCGGCCAGGAACCUGCCGGCUGCCUCUCCGACACUGCCCUGGUGCUGUGAUUAGGCAGCCACCGUCCCUCCCAGGGGACACCUGCACCUACCUCAACGGAAGAGCCAGGAGCUGGCCCCGGAGCCCGUGGGAACCCCUUGCACUGCACACUUGCUUAUGGGCUGGUUUUAAGAGAGGGACGUUUCGCUGGGCAAAGGGAAGAGCUAGUUAGCUUCAGACUUUUAAAACAGAAGAAAUCCCCAGCUGGCAAAGGCUGAGGAAGGCUGCAUGGCCUGGCCUUUGUCUGGGGCUUUGUUGAAGCCUGAGGCGGUGGCAGCUUCUCUGCCGCUUGGAGCUGRCAGAGCUCGGAGCCGGCCUGGCCUUCCCCUUCCCCGGCAGCGCGGCGAGCUCUGCCCGCCUGCGGCACUGUGCACUGGUCCAGGGAGCCGAGUCUGCCCUGGCCUCGCUGCAGCCCRGCCCCAGGGCAGAGCUGCAGCCCCAGGAGAAAAAAGGCACCCUGGUUCUCCUGCCAUCGCUUGGCUCCUCUGCAAGGAGCGACGGUUGAGACGUAACUGACCUGUUUUAUCUCUUCAGGCAGCCUGUGCCAAGAUCUUUCCCUGCUGCCCUUCCCCAGCCCUGGGGCCUGAGCCUCGGGCUUGCACGUCACCUCUGCUCACCUGUGGAGAGGCUGCGGCCACCAGUGUGGCCACCACGUGCAGUGGGACCAGCGCAGCUGCCCGGGAGGGAGCAUCCUCUGCAGCCUCUCCCGCCAAACCCUGCAGCGUGUGCACAGGCGACGCAGGCUGCUGCUCUCCUCGUGGCCUCUGAUC